Messenger RNA from Dendrobium catenatum, 1021 nucleotides. Its product is annotated as 60S ribosomal protein L19-1. The record is from RefSeq and is a predicted model, not a curated record. Gene Ontology annotation, biological process: translation. The transcript has 5 exons. Gene Ontology annotation, molecular function: RNA binding; structural constituent of ribosome. Gene Ontology annotation, cellular component: ribosome; cytosolic large ribosomal subunit. Bases 109 to 744 code for a protein of 211 amino acids. NCBI's taxonomy places the organism in Eukaryota, Viridiplantae, Streptophyta, Magnoliopsida, Asparagales, Orchidaceae.
AACCCUAGCCUAAUUCCAAGAAACCAAUAAGAGGCGUUACUCUCCGCCGCGCCUGAUUUGUUUCUGUUCGAGCAAAACAGAGCGGACAAGGCGGCGGGACAAGGAACGAUGGUUUCGCUUAAGCUCCAGAAGCGGCUCGCGGCGAGCGUGCUUAGCUGCGGCAAGGGAAAGGUCUGGCUAGAUCCCAAUGAGGUCAGCGAGAUAUCCAUGGCCAACUCUCGGCAAAACAUUAGAAAGUUGGUUAAAGAUGGUUUUAUCAUAAAAAAACCCAUGAAGAUUCACUCUCGAUCCCGUGCACGGCGCAUGGCAGAAGCCAAGAGGAAGGGGCGUCACUCCGGAUAUGGUAAGCGCAAGGGUACUCGGGAAGCUAGGCUUCCUACGAAGGUUUUGUGGAUGAGGAGGAUGAGGGUUUUGAGGCGUUUGCUUAGAAAGUAUCGCGAGGCCAAGAAAAUUGACAAACACAUGUACCAUGAUAUGUACAUGAAGGUAAAAGGUAAUGUCUUUAAGAACAAGAGAGUCUUGAUGGAGAGUAUUCACAAGUCUAAGGCUGAAAAGGCAAGAGAAAAGACCUUGUCUGACCAAUUUGAGGCCAAGAGGGCAAAGAGCAAAGCAAGUAGGGAGAGGAAGAUUGCCAGAAGAGAAGAACGGCUUGCUCAGGGCCCUGGAGAGAAAGUAAAAGCACCAGCUCCAGCUCCAGCACCAUCGCAACCCGCCGAGUCUGCUCCCAAAAAGACCAAGAAGUAAAGGUUAGUUAUUCUCAAGCGAUCAUCUUUAAACCUGGAAUUUGAUAUUUUAAAUCUAGACUCUGAAACUUUGUGAUCAGCUAUGUCAUGUUUUUGUCCAAACUUCUAAACGAAACAUGAGAGAGCGUGUCUGCAUAUCUCUUUUACUGUCGAAUUUGAUGUUUUAUUGGUUCCCGUAUGUGUAAAACUUAAUUCUUGUUCGUUUUUAUUUGCUCUUCCUUAGAUUGUUACUCUUUGUUGGCUGUCACAGUGAUAUUUGGCUUGUAGCCAUGGGAGAA